Truncatella angustata is the source of this 480-nucleotide messenger RNA. RefSeq lists its product as uncharacterized. Bases 1 to 480 code for a protein of 159 amino acids. NCBI's taxonomy places the organism in Eukaryota, Fungi, Ascomycota, Sordariomycetes, Amphisphaeriales, Sporocadaceae. The record is from RefSeq and is a predicted model, not a curated record. The transcript is spliced from 3 exons.
AUGGAUCGUCUGUGCUUAGAGAAGAAAAGAGAGAGACAAAAGGAGGAAGCCGGUUUUGAUCUUGUCUGUACUCCUGAUGGACAGUCAGAUACAGUGGGGGCAGUCAAGCACGGUAGAGAUGGAGAAAGAGGCGAGGAAACGACACAAGACAUGGGAAACGGUGAUCGUGAGCCCAUACGUCAUUGGGGAAAUGGUCAAGCCGAAACCAGCGUAUAUUCAAUUAUCUAUAUGCGUCUCUGCAUUGGCUCUGUUGACCCCGACAAGAAAGACUCGAAAGAGCUCUUGCCAGGACAGCAGGUUCGUAGCCAGCACCACUCGAACGAAAUCGUGCACAGGUUGUUUAGGCUACAAUGGUACAGCGACGUCGUCGAAAGUCGUCCUGAGUCGGUCAGAUCAAAAGCGUAUUCGGGCCAGAGCGGAUACAGCACCUGCUCUGCACCACCUGAGAGGCCGCAUUUGGGCUACCGUACCGGUUUGUAG